Molecule: messenger RNA, 1338 nt
Organism: Pseudocercospora fijiensis CIRAD86
Lineage: Eukaryota; Fungi; Ascomycota; Dothideomycetes; Mycosphaerellales; Mycosphaerellaceae
Exons: 9
Coding region: 1-1338 (445 amino acids)
Source: RefSeq, a predicted model, not a curated record
AUGAUGGCAUCGACAGGAGAUCAUGGAGCUUCAGGAUCUCUCCUCUUCCUCCUUGACGGCAUCGUACUGAGAUCCUCACAGCUUGGCGCCGACAGCGAGAUUGGGAGUCAACAGCGGACUUGGGGCGAGCGAAGCCAAAUCGCGACGAGAGACCAGAUUGCGACGAGGACCAUAUGCUGCAUCACGGUCAGCCCACCCUCAUUACACCGCGGAGUCCUCACCGUGGCUGACGAGCACCUAGCAUUGAUGGCACCCGACAAGUCAGCAGCGCCUUUCUCGACCGAUGCGGUGGACGCCUCCUCGUCCUUACACCGCUACAUUGCCAAGGCAGCUGAUGCAUUCACAGUCUCGACAGCAGCCGGCAAGCCACCAAGUCCUCUGCGCAGCCGACACCUCGCCAUCGGCGGUGGGCCAUCAGCAGCACUCCUGCACUGUUCAAGAGCAAAAGUCACAGCUCCUGGCCGAUUCAGCACACCGAGACUGCGUGGUGUGCCCAACCGCAACCAAGCCUUGAAAGUCACUACCUGCUCCCUUGGCCUCCAAUCACUUCCACCCGAUGAUCCUCUUUCUAACAUUAAGACUCCGCCUGGAAACUCAAUAGCAUCAACACAGAGAAGUCACCUCUCCAUCCUCCAGCGGUUCAAUCUGCUGACCACUUUCUUCUGCAGUUUCUUUGGACUAAAUCGUGUUGGGUUGGCUUCAGAAACGCUCGCCAUUCUUGCCUUCUGGCAUGGGAGGUUGGUUGUGACAGCUCGCCAGGCGAUAUUGGGCAAAGGAGGGCAGACUCAGCUGAGGACCUUGACGCUCGAAACUCCUGAGCCCCGUCACGCAAUGCCGUACAUGUCGUAUUGGGCCUUAACAGCUUGGGCGAUGAGUGCGGUCACAGAACCAUACGAGUCAACGUGUUCUCAACGACAAACAUGCAAGACAUGCGCGCUGGUCACGGCACAGGUCGGCGGCGCCAUUGUCUUGGUGAAGGUAUCUGCUGACAGCAAUUCGACCUUGAUGGAAUGCCAGGUCGGCUACAGUACGGAGGCCUCUCCGUCCUGCCGCCGCUUGACUUUCACGCUACCACAGUCUUGGCAAGCCACAUUCACGCUUCCAAUUUUCCUUUUUGCUUGCUACGCCCGAAGGUGCCUCGCCGCGAACGCAUCCCGACCACCGCGCCAUCACGGAGCAGCUACUCACGUAGUCAGCGCUGAGCAGAGCAUCACCGCCCACAGACCUACCUCUUACUGCCCCGCGCCGGGCGUGGCGUCCUGUGUGCCUUUCCCCGGUCUGCUCUGCAACUACCUGCCGAUCUCUUCUUCGCUAGCUUCGCCGAAACGGCCACUCUAA